Messenger RNA from Lynx canadensis (Canada lynx), 870 nucleotides. RefSeq names its product meteorin, glial cell differentiation regulator (gene METRN). Gene Ontology annotation, molecular function: hormone activity. The transcript is spliced from 4 exons. The record is from RefSeq and is a predicted model, not a curated record. Lineage: Eukaryota; Metazoa; Chordata; Mammalia; Carnivora; Felidae. Gene Ontology annotation, biological process: glial cell differentiation; positive regulation of axonogenesis. The coding region runs from base 1 to 870 and encodes 289 amino acids.
AUGCCGCCCCCUGCUCUGCUUUGCGCGCUCUGCUGGGGCCUCCUGGCCACCGCCGCCCACGCCGGCUACUCGGGGGACGGCUGCAGCUGGAGCGGCAGCGGCCUGACCCAGGAGCCGGGCAGCGUGGGGCAGCUGUCCCUGGCCUGCUCGGAGGGCGUGAUCCAGUGGCUGUACCCGGCCGGGGCGCUGCGCCUGACCCUGGCCGGCUCCGGCUCCGGCACGCGCUCGGGCAUCGCCUGCCUGCGGCCCGCGCGGUCCUUCGCAGGCGCCCAAGUCUUCGCGGAGCGGGCGGGCGGCGCCCUGGAGCUGCUGCUGGCCGAGGGUUUGGGCCCGGCGGGGGGCCGGUGCGUGCGCUGGGGUCCCCGUGAGCGCCGGGCCCUCUUCCUGCAGGCCACCCCGCACCCAGACAUCAGCCGCCGCGUGGCUUCCUUCCGCUUCGAAACGCACGAGGACAGGUACCCAGAGCUGCCUCCACAGGCCCACGGUCUUGGUGCCGAUGGUGUCUGUAGGCCCUGCAGCGACGCCGAGCUCCUGCUGACUGCGUGCACCAGCGACUUUGUGAUCAACGGAACCAUCCGCGGGGUUGCCCACAACACAGAGCUGCAGGAAUCUGUUAUCACAGUGGCAGCUGCCCGUGUCCUCCGACAGACGCUGCCGCUGUUCCGGGUGGGGGAGUCCGGGGGCCAGGCCUCCAUUCAUACCCCGCUGCGCUGCGGCGUCCGUCCUGGCCCCGGCGCCUUCCUCUUCAUGGGCUGGAGCCGCUUUGGUGAGGCCUGGCUGGGCUGUGCACCCCGCUUCCAGGAAUUCAGCCGUGCCUAUGCGGCUGCCCACGCCGACCACCUCCACCCCUGUGAGGUGGCACUGGACUGA